This is a messenger RNA of Labrus bergylta (ballan wrasse), 4365 nucleotides long. RefSeq names its product nucleolar protein 8 (gene nol8). Gene Ontology annotation, molecular function: RNA binding. Gene Ontology annotation, cellular component: U2 snRNP; nucleolus; U12-type spliceosomal complex. Gene Ontology annotation, biological process: positive regulation of mRNA splicing, via spliceosome. The record is from RefSeq and is a predicted model, not a curated record. Lineage: Eukaryota; Metazoa; Chordata; Actinopteri; Labriformes; Labridae.
UAUUUAUACAUCAAAAUGUCCCUUUCUGGCCUAAUUUUUUGCUCGUCCAAACCGCGUCGGAACCUUGUUGGUUCUACGGAAACAAACGCGGAAGGAAACGUGGGACGGCUGGCAGCACCGGACGGAGUUAACGGUAACACAGGCUCGAUACAUGUGAGACCACAUUGUCGUGGUAACAGGACAAUGCGGCGGCUGUACGUUGGAGGGUUGAGCCACACGAUCACCGAGAAGGAUCUGAAGGAUCGAUUUGGAAAGUUUGGGGAUGUGGAAGAUGUGGAGCUCCGGACCAGGAGGGACGAUGAAGGUGUUCCUUAUAAAACUUUCGGCUACAUAAACAUCGACAUUUCAGAUGCUGACCUGAAGAAAUGUAUGACGGUGCUGAACAAAUCCAAAUGGAAAGGAGGAACUCUGCAGAUUGAAACAGCCAAGGAGAGUUUUCUUCACAGACUGGCUGAGGAGAGGCAGGCGGCAGAGGAGCAGCGCCUGCAGCCUCGUGAAACCGAGGACAAGAGACAGAAGAUGUUGGACUCGCUGAGUAAAGCCGGCGUGGAGAACUUCACCAUGAAGGCCGCAGUGCCGGGGACAGAAGUACCAGGACACCAGGACUGGGUGGUCAGUAAAUUCGGCAGAGUCCUCCCCGUCAUGCAGCUCCAAUGUAAGAAAGGCAGCAGAGCUCGAACCCUGAAAUACGACCCUUCAAAAUACACCCACAACAUCCGCAAGCUGGACCGGAACACCGAGGAUCAAUCCACACCUGUCAGCCAGCUCACCUGGGAACUACAGGGAGGGGACGAUGACAUCAGCAAGAAGAGGCGGGGAGAGUUCCCUCCGUUUGAGCCAUCGAGACCCAAGAAGAGCCGGACUGACACCGUCAACUCCCAUAAUGCUUUGGGCAGGAGCAGAUUAAAGCAUCCUGUGGACUCUGUCGAUCACACUGAGGCUCGUCAGUCCACCAACAACAGUGUUGAAGCAACAACAAACCACAGACCGGCUCAGAGGAGGGGGACACAUUUCCCUGAUGGUGAUAUCGAUUCUUCAGACGAAGAGAUCCGUAGCAUGGUGGCGGCUCAAGACACCUCCUGUGGUGCACUGCAGCAGGAAGCUGAGGAGGAUAACCUAGAAGUGGUCGGACUCGACUACUUCGUGAAGUCCGGAUGCUCCCGCGAGGCAGACGACCAAGAAGAGAAUGACUACGACUCUGCAGACACAGAUGAACUCCUCGCCUCCAGAAAACCUAAUGCUCCUCCUCCACCACCGCAGGAGAGACUGACUCCACCCACCGAAAAUCACCUCUCAGGAAACGACACAGACAAGAAGAAGAAGAUGAAGAAGAAGAAGAAGAAGAAAAAAGCUGGAGAGGAAGAGGAGGAUUCAUCGGAUGCUGAAGAUCACCUCACCUCCUGGAAACUUUCUGCCCCACAGGAGAGCAGGGAUUCUGGGAAAAAGAGUUCUCAGAGCAAAAGUAAGAAAAUAACUGUCCUACCUGUUGAACCCCCUCAGUCUCAUUCAGAUAGUGAUGAGGAGGAGGAUGAGGAGGAGGAUGAAGAUGAGGCGGAGUUAGAAUCAGCUGAUGACAGUUCAGAUUAUGAUUAUGAAGCCAUGUUUUCUAAUGUCACCCGUCUGGAGAUCUCCCUGGCGGAUCUACAGAGAGUAGCUGAAGAAUUCCAGCAGACCUCUGAGACUAAACCUCCCAGCAUCCUCGGCUCCUCCUCUAAUCCGGAUCAACCUGUACCCAAAAAGGGCAUCCUGCCAGAAGACAUCCUCGCCUCCCUCAUGGCCGAUGACAGCAGCGAAGACGAGCAGAAGAAGAAGAAGAAAAAGAAGAAGAGAAAAGCCGUCAUGUCGACGCCGCUGCCCGCCUUCCAGGGAACGAGAGUGCUGAACAACGGAGUGGAAACAGAGGACUGUCAGAGGAGACUCGAAGAGGAGAAAGGAGGUGAGGUUAAAAGACAGAAGCUGGACCCUGUGACAGAACAGACAGCUGCAGAGAGCAGCGAGGAGGAGGAAGAAGAAGAAGAAGAGAAAAAGGUGAAGGUGGUUAAAAACAAAGCUGCAGUUUUAAAAUUGGUUCCAACUAAAGAUGUUGUAAACACUGAGGAAGCUGAGACUGAGUCCUUCUCUACCAGUGAUGAUGAUGAAGAAGAGGAGGAGGAAGAUGUUGAAGACGAUGAAGACGAGGAGAAAAAGGUGGAGGUGGUUAAAAACAUGGCUGCUCCACAGCUUUUAAAAGUGGUUCCAACUAAAGCUGCAAAAAACACAGAGGAAGCUGAGACUGAUUCCUCCUCUACCAGUGAUGAUGAAGAGGAGGAAGAGGAAAAGGGAACAAAGGCUACUGCUAUAACCAAAGCAGCAGCUAAGGCCUCACCUUCAUCCUCUUCAUCCUGCAGCUCUUCCAGUGAGGAGGAGGGGAUCAUUCCUGCCAAAGAUGCUUUGAAAGCUUCACCUCCGCCUGCUCCUCCCAGCGAGUCCUCCUCCAGCGACGAGGAGGAAGAGGAGGAAGAAGAAGAAGAAAAGCAGGCUCCUCCUCGACCGCCGCUGGGAGCUAAAGAGGAGGAGGAGCUGCAGAGGGUGGCCAACAUGAGGAGGCUGGCUGCCGUCCAGCAGAGGCAGAAAGAGGCUGACGAACACAAGAAGCUGAUUCAGGGAGCUUUGGCCAACCUGGAUGCACCUGCAGCAGGAGCGGGGAAACACAUCGUCUUUGGCUCUGAUGAUGAUGAGAGUGAGGAUGAUGAGAAGCAGCAGGCCACCCCAAACAUCACAACGCCAAAGAAGACGCUGUUCAACGACAGCCAAUCAGAGGACGAGGACUCAGAUGAUGAUGUAGCAACCAGUGAGAACAGCACAGUAAAAGAAAAGGUACAUCGGAAGCCGCCAGUCCCUCAGCUGUUUGGCGGCAGUGAGGAUGAGGAGGAUGGCGAUAAAGAAGAGGAUGGCGGCAGGUUUGACAUCAGGCCUCAGUUUGAAGGUCGAGCAGGACAGAAGCUGAUGGCGCUGCAGUCUCGUUUUGGGACGGACGAGCGUUUUAAGAUGGACUCUCGCUUCCUAGAGGAGGAUGAGGACAAAAAGGACGAGUCAGAGAACAAGAAGAGCGUUACAGAAGAUGAGGAGGCUCUAGAGGAGGAGAGGAAGAAGAACCUAUCCAUCUUGCAGGGAGUCCUCGGCAGCAGCCUACAAACCUGCAGCAGCAAGACAACCGUCAAAGCCAAGACCUUCAGAGACGUCUCAGCACUGCAUUACGACCCUAGCAAAGAGGAACAUGCGGCUUUUGAGACCAAAACAGAAGAAACCAAGGAAAGCAAGUCAGCAAGGAGGAAGAAGAGGGAGGAGGCACAGAAGCUUCCGGAAGUUUCCAAGGAUAUUUAUUAUGAUGUGUCCGGUGACCUGAAGGCCGUGUUUGGUGCAUCGAAGGAGGAUGAGGUCCCUGAAGAAGAAGAAGAAGAGAAGAUGAAUUGGGACCAAGAGGAAGAAGAAAAAGGGGAGGAAGGAGGGGACAAUGAACAGCCUCAGCCGUCUCUCCUCUCAGCUGAUCUAAGCACAGACAAAGAGGCGUCAUCUGGGUUUAAAUUCUCUUUCUUUGGAGACGACUUGGAAACGGAAAGCAAAGAGAAAGAAGAGUACAAAGUGGACAGCAUUCAGGCACCAAAGGUGUCUUGGCAACAAGACCCACGUUUCCAUGACAGCAGCUCAGAGGAGGAAGAGGAAGAGCAGGAGGAAGAUGAGGAGCAAAGUAGUGCUGUUGAAAAAAUCAUAGAAGAGGAGACUCCUUCAACGACUGAUCGAUUCUUCUUCUUCCUUGAAGACAGCAGACUGACAGAGGGUCCCAGGUUGUUCUGUCGCCCCUCUAACCUGGAGGAGCAGAGGGAGCAGUGGGAGGAGAGGAGGACCGCACUCAGACAGGAGUACCGCAAGAAACACAAGGAUGCUCGCAGGAAGCUGAAGUCCUCUCAGAAGAGCUGAGGAUUAUGGGAGUUGAAGUCUGGCUGGACUUCUGAAUCAUAAACUAAUUAGUUGCUCCCUGACUGAAUAUACCAAUCAACCAGAGGGAGCCGAAUAUCUGCUGAAGACACAGAAUUGAAAGGAAUGUUCCAGAGCGUCCAAAUAUCAAAUGUAUUUUUAUUUGAAAAACAGAGACGUAGCUUUGGUUAGAGUUUCCUGUUAACGGGUCAUCUACUCUGGUUGUCCUCGUUAGUUGCCAUGGAAAUAAUGCUGCUAAUGAACUUCUGGACAACAUGCAGCAGCUGCAGCAGCCAAUCACAGCUUCAGAGGACCAACCUUUGUUAUUAAAAAUGGAUGAAUAAAUAAGCAUUUCCAGGUUAUCCCCUCGUGUUCUUUCCAUUAAACAGUUUUGGUCUUUCUUACAUCAAA